This is a messenger RNA of Naegleria fowleri, 1383 nucleotides long. RefSeq lists its product as uncharacterized. The coding region runs from base 1 to 1383 and encodes 460 amino acids. The transcript has a single exon. Lineage: Eukaryota; Heterolobosea; Eutetramitea; Acrasida; Naegleriidae. The record is from RefSeq and is a predicted model, not a curated record.
AUGUUACAUGAUUUGACAGGAUCUUCACAAGAUUUCUAUAAUCAAUUUGCACUGGUAUUUGAUGAGGGAAAAGACUUUAAUUUAAUUAGUGUGGAAAUACCCUCGCAUUGCACCACGAUUGAUGAAUUUAUAAUGGAAUUUGACAAUUUUUUGGAUGUUUUACUGUUUUUAAAUGGUAUCAUGAGUAGUGCAGCCUCUCCACCAAAAACCACGAUACUGAAUGGAACCAACUUGAAACGAUCAGAGCCAUUAAGUAUUUCAAAAAAUCGAACUCAUCCCAAUUCAAAACAAAUGGUCCAUCUUUUUGGAUGCGGUUUAGGAGCAUUUCUAAUUCAAUGCUAUGCAGAGCAGUAUCCUGACAAAGUUGCAAGUCUCAUGAUUGUGAAUGGAUUCAUGAAUAACAAAAUUUUCAGUGAUUAUUCACCCCUUAAUGAUCUGUAUAUACUAGCCCCUAAAUUCAUUCUUUCCACAAAAGUCUUAGACUUAUUUUCACCUUUCAAGGAGCGAGAAUUUGCCAAUAAUGAUGAAAUUCUAUACUCAAUUGAAUAUAUGGUCGACAAGAUCACUGAUGAGGUCUCUCAAAAGCAGCUUGCAUCGAGACUCUGUCUUAUCAGUGAUGAACGAAUAAUUAACACGAAGAAAAUAAUUGAGAAAAUUGCCAAACCCUACAACACGUGUCCUUGUGUCACCAUUGUCGACUGCAUGGAUGAUGAGAAUAUGAUAUACCCAACGAGUUUAAGAACAGAGCUUCACAACAAGUACUAUCAGCCACAAAAUAAUAUUCGACUUUGUCUCAUGAAACGAGGAGGUCAAUAUCCAUACAUUGCUUCAGCCGAUGAUUUUAAUAUUUAUUUGACGGUACAUUUGAGAGGAAUUUAUCAGAAUUGUUCAGAUAUUGACAAUAUGGAAACACUCCAAGUUUCGAGCCCAGUCUUGUCAGGCAUGCAAAAUUUUCAUGACAACACUCCCUUUUCUCCUGAAGCCUCUUUCGAAUCGAAUCUUUCGAAUAAUAGGCACUCCAUUUCAGCUCUUCCCAUUCUGUACAAACAUAUUUCAUUCACACCUCACACACCUCCAGAUAUAGCUGAAGAAGAUGUCACUAUUUAUUCGUACAGGAGUAUGAAUAAUCAUGAUUUGGAAGGAGAGUUAUUUAAUGAGGAACCAGAGUGUGAUGACGAUGAAGCAAGAACAUGCAGCCACGAAUUUAACGUUCGGUGGAAUUCUAUGAGUUCUUCUAGUAUGAAAUGUCGUUCGAGUUCUGUCUCGAAUAGCCACAACAACAACUCACUGCCACCGCUUGUUGGUACCAUUGUUCACAAUGAAGAAGAUGAAGAAGACGAGUCAAGUCUCGACACUUCUAGACAGCAUGACAUUCUCUUCUGA